Messenger RNA from Anopheles funestus (African malaria mosquito), 3021 nucleotides. RefSeq names its product IDLSRF-like peptide. Bases 535 to 1131 code for a protein of 198 amino acids. NCBI's taxonomy places the organism in Eukaryota, Metazoa, Arthropoda, Insecta, Diptera, Culicidae. The record is from RefSeq and is a predicted model, not a curated record. Gene Ontology annotation, molecular function: protein binding. The transcript is spliced from 4 exons.
UCGGAUGCUCGUAUCGGACUCGCGGAACGCGUUGGCGUGCGUUCGUGCCAUUCGUUUAUGUCAUGGGGUUUUUCCACUGACAUUUUCUUAUUUGUAUGGCAGGAAAAUUCUGGCUUCGCGUAGUCGUACAAUCGUCGGCACACGACCACAACCAUUCGGAAAACCCGCAGCAGGAACAACCUUCCGUUCAAUGAAUAGUUUACAGCGUUACAGUGCUUUCGUUGUCCAACGUGAUUGGAGGCUGUUUAAAUAGGUUCAAUGUUUAGUUGAAAAUUUUGCGUAGUAUCUUAUUACUUUACACCUAGCAAACGAUACAAAACAGUAGAAAGGUUUUUCAUUCAGGCAACUCGGGCUUUCCCGAACAACAAAAAAAACCUCACUCUCCCCGCCGUUCUGCAGAAAGGGGGUUUUUUCCAGCUCUGUGUGGGAAGUGCUUCUUUGUGCGCAACGAACAGAAACCAUAUUGCGAUUGAAAAGUUUGAAGCUUAAAUACGCAUUGGGACGAUUUCUCUCCACUAGAGAGCCCCAUUCAUCAUGGCUCCUACGAACUGGCUGUGGUUGGGAAAUGUGUUUUUCCUAUCACUCCCGCUGGCGAUACUGGGAAUCGAUCUAAGUAGGCUUUACGGUCAUCUGCCAGCUGUUUCGAAGCGUAAUGAGGCUUGUCAUCCAUACGAACCGUUCAAAUGUCCUGGUGAUGGAAACUGUAUUUCCAUACAGUACCUUUGUGACGGUGCGCCAGAUUGCUCCGAUGGAUACGACGAAGAUAUGCGUCUUUGUACAGCGGCGAAGCGUCCACCAGUAGAAGAAACAGCGUCAUUCCUGCAAAGUCUGCUGGCAUCCCACGGUCCUAACUAUCUGGAAAAAUUGUUUGGUAGCAAAGCGCGUGACGCACUGGCACCACUCGGCGGUGUGGAGAAGGUGGCCAUCGCCCUCAGUGAAUCGCAAACCAUCGAAGAUUUUGGGGCUGCUCUUCAUCUGAUGAGGUCUGACCUCGAGCAUUUACGAUCGGUUUUCAUGGCAGUGGAGAACGGUGAUCUGGGCAUGUUGAAAUCGAUCGGUAUCAAAGAUUCGGAGCUGGGUGACGUAAAGUUUUUCCUAGAGAAACUCGUCAACACUGGCUUCCUAGACUGAGUAUCGUCCGAGCUGCCGUAUAGCAGUAGCUUCUAUUAUUUUGUACCAUUAACACCGCAGAUCUAUUCUUACCUAGGCUCACCAGAAGGUUUCACCUACUAAGCUACCACACAUUGCAAUUUAUGUAACACUGGUCAUUGAAAUGACAUAUACGCUAUAUAUGUUAACGAAAUUAAUGCGACAAAAAAUUGGAGCUAUUCAAAAGUAUCUGGACAAUCGCUCUUCAGGCCUCCUCCGUUGAAAGCAACCGUUCCAUGCAAUGUUUAGUAAAGGAUUAGAAAGAGGAGUAGAGCCUACCGUAACGACUGAGGGUUGGAAAAUGAAUAUACGAACAAAUACCAAUUGGUUUUGACUGCUCCUUUACUUAGCAAUAGGAGAAUGGAAUAGCAACUAUUCUUUUUCGCCAAGUGACAGUAGUUAAACCAAUUGUUACAAAAAAAAAACCCUGACACAAAUCAUGGCCCAAUGCUUCAAUCGUUAACCGAAGCCUCUACUAGAGUUCGAUGGAUUUUUGGCUUCAAUGAAGCAUAUUGUUGCAGUUAGAUUGGAAGCUAGCAUACAAACAACUACAUCAGUGAUAUUUGAUCACGUAUAGUAACUUCUUUAAGAGGAACUGAAAGACAAGAAAUGCGUAUGGCGAUUAUCAACCAUCAAAGACGGUUGCUCUGUCAGCAGCGAGCGCACAACAAAUGAACUAGCAUUGGGUGACCAACGGAAUCAAUUCACGUCCAUUAGCUUAUUUAAGGUAUAUUUUUCCCGCUGUUUUUCAAAGGUAGUAUUUCCGUUUCUUCUUUUCGUACAAUUCGAGAUGCUCGAAUGUGUCGAACGCGUCAUAAAGUGACAAAAAGCAGGGGAAUAGGGAGGAAGAAUCCUACAAACGAAGUGCAAUCGAUUAAAUCAAGUGAGGAUACAGAGUACAGAAUCAUAAAAUACAUAUCAUUAUAUUUAUAGAGCCCGUGCAUGCUUAUACACUAUACAUUAUACACGUAUACACAAGUCGAAAUGAUCACACAGUUCUGUGUGAGUGUGUGUGCCAGUGUGCUAAUUACCUUACCAAUGCCAGAAUCUUACGAACAAUGCACACAACAAAUCAAACAUAUCAACCAACGAUGAUAAAACCGCCGGUGGAUAGAUGUACCUUAUGUAUCAUGUAAUACGCUGACGCAGAGAGAUUAUGGCACGCAACAAAUGAUGGGAAGAAUGGAUGUUAGUACGUGGUUGUCACCACACCCUGUGCAUUGUGGCACGUAAGCAGAAUGGGCAACGCAGGGAAUCUGCACUUCAAAACGAAAAAAAUGUGCAAGUGCGAGAGUAACGCGGAAGACAAUUCAUGGAUGCAAGUAAUGUUUAGAGCAAACCCGAAGACAUAUCAAUUUUUUUACGGAAAAAAAUACCUUACCAUCAACAUAACGAUCACUACCGAGCUGUUAUAGAGAACUGAUUUUUGAAGAAAUUGUAUAACCCUAUAAAUUUUACACUUUCUUACCAGUAAACACAAUCACAUGCAUCUCAUUCACAUAUAUUUACCGCAGUAGCUCACGAAAGAUCACAUCAAAGUUAUAUAGGUAUAUACAUAGCUCACGUAAUUUACUCACUCACAAGCCACACUCUACAUACCACUGCUAUUCGCCAUCCAUUAGACCAUUUUAUUCCAUCAUAAAUGAACACAAACAAAAAAACUGAUAAAAUGUAUGUAAAAUGUAACAAUCAUUGAUUGAAAUUAUCCAGGUGAACGAGGCAUGUACUUCCUGCUGUUGAUUGUUCAACUGCUGGAUAGCAAUGCAUGAGUACAACAAAUAAUCAGCAAGAAAGCCACAUGCAACUGUGAAUCGUGCUAGGCUCAGCAUAAGAAAAGAACGAAAAUAUAUCUAUACCGGUAUCUUGUGUCAA